Molecule: messenger RNA, 318 nt
Organism: Aspergillus melleus
Lineage: Eukaryota; Fungi; Ascomycota; Eurotiomycetes; Eurotiales; Aspergillaceae
Exons: 2
Coding region: 1-318 (105 amino acids)
Source: RefSeq, a predicted model, not a curated record
AUGGACAGCGGCCACGCAAAAUACAACCUACCGCGUCUACUGCUGCAAAGCAAGCAUCUCCGGCAAGGGGACUACGACCAAGCAAUCCGAUCUGCAAUCAAGGAUGAAGAACGCUUACUGUUUGAAGAAUUCGUGAACGGAAAACAGUCGCACUUCUAUGCCGGUUCUACGCUGGCCAUCUGCCUGGUUAAUCUGACGCGAGGGCUUCUGGUUGUGGCGAACGUCGGCGACUCCCAUGUUAUGCUCGGUGAGCUGUAUGACCCGGCGAGUGGCUUGGGGACGGUGGUAAAAAUGUCUACCGAUCUAUGGGGACCAUGA